Lycium ferocissimum is the source of this 4902-nucleotide messenger RNA. RefSeq lists its product as uncharacterized. The transcript is spliced from 2 exons. NCBI's taxonomy places the organism in Eukaryota, Viridiplantae, Streptophyta, Magnoliopsida, Solanales, Solanaceae. The record is from RefSeq and is a predicted model, not a curated record. Bases 3179 to 4222 code for a protein of 347 amino acids.
UGUAAACUAUCUUAGAGAUAGAGAUAAGAUAGGAGACAUAGGAUGGUAAGGAUACUAAUGACUUGUAUAUAAUCCAUGGUUGUCAUCGUAUAAACAGAGAAAGAGAAGCACAACCUAAAGCUUCUAAAAUUAUAUUCCAGUUAUAGUUUUCUUCAUGGUAUCCGAGCACAGGCUAAAUUAAAUCAACGAUCCUGAAGCCCUUUCCUUUCUCUCAAAACAGCCAUGGCCGCAUCUACAAGCACAACCCUAGCUCUUUCACCCUCUUCACUUCAUCAGCUUAUUGCAAUUUGUCCCAUUAAGCUAAAACCAUCAAACUAUCUUGCUUAGAGGACACAAAUCCUUCAACUUAUGCAAACGUUGAAAAUUGACAAGGUUAUUAAGGAGGACCCUUCAUCCGACACUAUGCAGGAUGACAAAGGAAUAAUCAAUGCGAACCCAAAAUUCACUGAGUGGGAAGAACAUGAUGUUCUUGUUAGGAGUUGGCUUUCCGGAACAAUGACAGAAGAUUUAAUGUUCCUCAUUAUAGGGUGUUCAACUGCAAAACAGAUGUGGACUUGUCUUGAGGAUAACUACUUACAAGCAAGCAAAAAUAAGGAAUUUCAGUUGAAGCAACAACUCCAAACUGUGAAACUGGGAUCCAAAUCCAUUGAUGAAUACAUAAAGGAAUUCAAAGGGAUUUGUGAUAGUCUCAUGGCUAUACAUAAACCAUUGGAUGAAGAUAGCAAAGUAAUUAAUUUUGCUAGAGGUCUUGGAAGUAAAUACAAGACCCUUCGCACUGUGAUGUUGGGUAAGCCACCAUACCCUACCUUUAAUCAGUUUGUGAAUGCCCUUAGGGGUUUUGAAAUGAGAGAAGAUGGAGAAGAAGACGAGACUCAAACUAACAUUAAUCCAGUCGGAGCCUUCAUGGCACAGAAAACUCAAGGGUGUGGCCGUGGAAUUUCGUUUAGAGGAAAGGGAAACCAAAGAGGAAGAGGUAAUAGGGGAGGUUUUAAUCAAAGACAGGUUACUACACACCCCACAGGAGCAAAUCAGUCAAAGGAGAACUCAAAAAAUAACCCUUGCUAGAUUUGUGGAAAGAAUAACCAUACAGCACUCUCUUAUUUCUAUAGGUGGGAUUAUUCUUAUCAGGCCGUACCACAAGCAUUAGCAGCUAUGUCAAUGAGUGAUCAACAUGACAAUCACCUUUACAUGGACUCAGGUGCUACCAAUCACAUGGUGCAAUCUUCAGGACAAGAGAAUGGGAACAAUUCUGGCAAUAGGGAAUAGAAGUCUUAACUUAUACACCUUGGAAGGAAAUUUGCAUGAGGCAUUGACAACUACAAAAGCAGAAAAGAACUCAGACACAAUAUGGCAUCAAAGAUUAGGGCACCCACAUUCUAGAAUUCUUAGUUUUCUACAUAGCAAUAAAUUGAUUGAUGUCAAAAGAUGGAAUAAGGAUUUCUCUAUUUGUACUAGUUGUCAAAUGGGUAAAAGUUGUAAGUUACCCUUUCAAGUGUCAAAUAAAAGAGAAAUUGAACCGUUAGCAAAAGUGCAUAGUGAUUUAUGGGGACCUGCUCCUGUUGCAUCUUCUCAAGGAAUAAAGUAUUAUGUCAUAUUUGUUGAUGAUUGCACAAGAUUUACUUGGCUUUAUCCUUUAAAGAAAAAAUCUGAUUUUCUAUCAACAUUUUAGUCUUCCAAAAACUGGUAGAAAAUCAAUUUUCAAGGAAACUAAAGGUAUUUCAGUGUGAUGGUGGAGGAGAAUUCAAUAGUCUAAACUUCAUCAAUUACUUGGCUCAAAAUGGUAUCAAAAGACAAAUUUCGUGUCCUCAUACUCCUGAACAAAAUGAAGUAGCAGAAAGAAAACACCGACACAUUGUUGAAACCGGGCUAACUCUGCUUUUUAAUGCAAAUUUACCAUUGUUCCUUUGGGUUGAAGCUUUUAUGACUGCAGUUUUCCUAAUCAACAGAAUGCCUACUUCUACUUGAGCAUGCAAACUCCAUUCUCUAAGUUAUAUGAAGAAGACCCUGACUACAACACCUUAAAAGUUUCUGGGUGUAGAUGUUUCCCCUAUCUCAAAGGUCAAAAUAAAGAUAAGUUUCAACCAAAGACAUUCCCUUGUGUAUUCAUAGGUUACAAUCUACUUCACAAGGGAUACAGAUGUUAUCAUCCUUAAACAAAAAAGGUUUUCAUCUCACGACAUGUUAUUUUUGAUGAAUCCUACUUACCAUUUGUGUCUCCUAGUGAUACUUUGUCUGCAGAUUCAAGUGCAUUGCACCUCGCUACCUAUCAGGAAUUUUUGACGAAAUCUGCUCCAUCACAUGAGUAGGCUCCAUCACAUGAGGAAGAUGCACUUCCACUUGAACACGUUUUGGAGCAAUCUGCUCCAGUAUCACGUGAUGACAAUGCAAUUCAAAGCGAACAAACACUAGACAUCCCUACUGCCCAUGAAAACACAUUUUUUCAACCAAUUGACCAUGACAUUACAUGCACUACGACAAGCCCCUUAGCUCCUUCAGUUCAGCCCAACGAACUGCACAUUCCAGGUUCCCCGAGUCUCAACACUCCUAGUCCUUCUUCACCUUGCACAACCAGUGCUUCGUCAACUAAACCAGUGGACCUCCCGCUACUGCCUAGCACCAUCCUUACCCAUGGAAACUCUCCAAAUCAUUCUCCAAAUAAUUCUAUGCAGCAUACUCCACCAAAAAGCUAUGCUAGAUCACCCGAUCCAAACAACACACAUCCCAUGCUCACACGAACAAAGACCACCGCUUCACAUAAUACAUCUUUCCAGUCCCUUACCGUUUCUACCAUACCAGACACCAAAGAACCCACAAACAUCAAACAAGCUCUAUCAAAACCGCACUGGUUGGCUGCAAUGAGGGAUGAAAUGCAAGCACUACAAUCCAAUGAAACUUGGUGUUUGAUACCUCGGGAACCUCACAUGAAUGUUGUCGGUUCAAAAUGGGUAUUCAAGACUAAACUUCAUGCUGACGGGUCUGUAGAAAGAUUUAAGGCGCGACUCGUUGCUAAGGGCUAUAAUCAAAUUGAAGGGUCGACUUUGAAGAUACCUUUAGUCCGAUCGUGAAAGCUACCACAAUACGCAUUGUUCUAUCUAUUGCCACGACCUUACAUUGGGACAUCAAACAAUUAGAUGUCAGGAACGCAUUCUUACAUGGGGAUCUAAAUGAGACAGUUUUCAUGGAACAACCGCCUGGUUUUAAAGAUCCGAUUUUCCCGAACCACGUUUGCUUGCUCAAGAAAGCUCUUUACGGCCUGAAACAAGCCCCAAAAGCUUGGUUUCAUAAGUUCAGUUCAUAUCUUCUUCACCUUGGGUUUUUUUGCAGUAAGGCCGAUUCAUCUCUCUUUGUAUUGCACUCAUCCAAGGGUAUUUUAUUGCUUCUCUUGUACGUCGAUGAUAUCAUAUUAACGGGCAACAGUUCUAUCCUCCUCUCUGAGCUUAUCGUCACACUGAAGAGUAGAUUUGCAAUGAAAGACAUGGGUGAUCUUCAUUAUUUUCUUGGUAUUGAAGUUCGCCGCAGCAGUGGUGGACUCUUUCUCAGCCAAAAUAAGUAUGCCACGGAUAUACUCGAACGUACUCAAAUGAUGGGUGCUCGGGCUCUCCAUACUCCACUUUCUCAAAAACACACUCUUCAUGAAUCUACUGGUGCCACUGGUGAUGCCUCGACAUAUCGAAGUGUCGUUGGUGCAUUGCAAUAUUUGACACUUACACGCCCUGAAAUAUCUCACGCAGUGAAUCGUCUGUGUCAGUUUAUGCACCAACCAACUGACACUCAUUGGUCUGGAGUUAAACGAGUGUUGCGCUAUAUUGCUGGCACUAAGCAGCUUGGACUUCGCAUCUCAGCACAAUCUUCUCUUAAUUUUGCGGGUUUUUCGGAUGCCGACUGGGUCGGUUGCCCCCUGACUAGACGGUCCACUACAGGUCUUUGUGUCUUUCUUGGCUCAAAUUGCAUAUCCUGGUCUUCAAAGAAACAAAAUACAGUGGCCAAAUCUAGUGCAGAGGUAGAGUACAGGUCGUUAGUUUCACUUGCUAUGGAGCUCACAUGGAUUACUUAUGUUCUGAAGGAUAUUGGACUGCCUUUAUCACGUCCUCCUAUUCUCUUCACGGAUAAUAUUAGCGCUCUGCACCUCACGACUAAUCCGGUGUUGCAUGCUCGCACAAAACAUGUUGAACUUGAUUACCAUUUUGUGCGUGAGAAAGUCGUCCAGGGAGCUAUAUGGUGACAAAGUUCAUUCCAUCACUGUGUCAAGUUGCUGACAUUUUCACAAAGCCUUUGCCCAAGCUCCAGUUUCAUACAUUACGGACCAAGCUAGGCGUCGUGCCAAACCCCGACACCAGCUUGCGGGGGGAUGUUAGACAACCACACAAAGACUCCUAACUUGUCCGUGUUUGCUACUGCUACUGGUGUCCUAGUUAGGAGACUCCUCUUAUAUGUAUUUGAUGUAUGUAAACUAUCUUAGAGACAGAGAUAAGAUAGGAGACAUAGGAUGGUGAGGAUACUAAUGACUUGUAUAUAAUCCAUGGCUGUCAUCGUAUAAACAGAGAAAGAGAAGCACAACCUAAAGCUUCUAAAAUUAUAUUCCAGUUAUAGUUUAAUUUCUUCAAUAAUGAGCGGUGUUGUUUAUAUAUGUAAUUUUUUCUUAUUUGCAGAUUCUUAUAUAAUACAAGAAGGGUUACUUUUCAAUUUUAUCAAAGGUUGGAUUCUUAUAGGAAGAAACAGUAGGUGUAAACCUAUGACCUCGUUUGCAAGAAUUUCUGCAGCUUCAACAUUAUACUUGUCCGCCAUAAGUUUACACCUACUGUUUCAUCACCAAAUUGGGUCAUUUGUACAAAUGUUCGAAUUGGAUCUAUUAUUUCUAUAGCUUUAAUGAUAUCAUUUUUUAGAUUUUCUCCAUUUUCUUAU